CGUGAGAAGACUCUCACGCUACGAUUGGUUGGGGUGUAAAGGGGGCGGGGCUGAAGCCCCUGAGAGGUUCCGUGCCCCUGGUCCAGCCGCUUGUUUGGCUGCUGCCGUCACCUCAUGGCGACUCGGCUUGAGGAGGUAACGCGAGGAAGAGGCGGCGGUACUGAGGAGGCUAGUGAGGGCGGACGGGGCGGACGGCGACGUAGCCCCCCGCAGAAGUUUGAAAUUGGCACAAUGGAAGAAGCUAGAAUUUGUGGGUUAGGAGUAAAAGCAGACAUGGUAUGUAACUCUCAAGCAAAUGAUAUUCUUCAACAUCAAGACCCCAGUUGUGGUGGCACAACUAAGAAACAUUCACUGGAAGGGGAUGAAGGCAGUGACUUUAUUACAAAGAACAGAAAUUUGGUGAGCUCAGUAUUCUGUACACAGGAGAAAAGAGAAGAAAUUCCUGGACGAGAAGCUCGAACAGGUCCUCCUGAUGGCCAGCAAGAUUCAGAGUGCAGCAGGAACAAAGAGAAGACCUUAGGAAAAGAAGUUUUAUUACUGAUGCAAGCGCUAAACACCCUUUCAACCCCAGAGGAGAAGCUGGCAGCUCUCUGUAAGAAAUAUGCUGAUCUCCUGGAAGAAAGCAGGAAUGUUCAGAAACAAAUGAAGAUUCUGCAGAAGAAGCAAGCCCAGAUUGUGAAAGAGAAAGUUCACCUUCAGAGUGAACACAGCAAGGCCAUCUUGGCAAGAAGCAAACUGGAAUCUCUUUGCAGGGAACUUCAGCGUCAUAAUAAGACCUUAAAGGAGGAGAAUAUGCAGCAGGCACGAGAGGAGGAAGAACGACGUAAAGAAGCAACAGCACAUUUCCAGAUAACUCUAAAUGAAAUCCAAGCUCAGUUGGAACAACAUGACAUCCACAAUGCCAAACUGCGACAGGAGAACAUUGAACUGGGAGAGAAGUUGAAGAAGCUUAUUGAGCAGUAUGCACUAAGGGAAGAGCAUAUUGAUAAAGUAUUCAAACACAAGGAAUUGCAACAACAGCUUGUGGAUGCCAAACUUCAGCAAACAACACAGCUGAUAAAAGAAGCUGAUGAAAAACAUCAGAGAGAGAGAGAGUUUUUAUUAAAAGAAGCAACAGAAUCCAGGCACAAAUAUGAACAAAUGAAACAGCAAGAAGUACAACUAAAACAGCAGCUUUCUCUUUAUAUGGAUAAAUUUGAAGAAUUCCAGACUACUAUGGCAAAAAGCAAUGAACUUUUUACAACCUUCAGGCAGGAAAUGGAAAAGAUGACAAAGAAAAUUAAAAAACUGGAAAAAGAAACAAUAAUAUGGCGUACCAAAUGGGAAAACAAUAAUAAAGCACUUCUGCAGAUGGCCGAAGAGAAAACUGUCCGUGAUAAAGAGUACAAGGCUUUUCAAAUAAAACUGGAACGGUUAGAGAAGCUGUGCAGGGCUCUUCAGACAGAGAGAAAUGAGCUCAACGAGAAGGUCGAAGUCCUGAAAGAGCAGGUCUCUAUCAAAGCAGCAGAUGGGGACUUGGUGUCACCUGCAACGCAGCCCUGUGCUGUCCUGGAUUCCUUCAAAGAGACUUCAAGAAGAACCCUGGGAAUGCACUUGGAGGCUAGAGCCAAGUCAGUGUGUGAGAAAAGUGCUGCACAAAAGCCCUCAUCUUCAGGUUCUCCUGCUCAAGGCAUUGAGUCAGUUGACUAGGGUGAAGUAUGAUCACUGUAUUGAGAGAUAUAUUUUGUGUAUAACUUCCUCUGUUAGUAGUAACUAUUGGUUUUGUGGUGAAGAUUUUCUUACUUUUUCUACCAUAUCUGUAUUUUCUUAGAACUACUGGACUUAUGUGGUACAGGAGGCUGCUUAGCAGUUUGGAAUAGUUUUACUCUAUAAAUUUCCCUCAACUAUGUUGCACAUCUGCCUCAUUUUCCCCCUUUGGAGUGCAUGCCUUCAGCACAUAAUUUUCAUAACUAAAAAACAAGGCCAUUAGAGGAAUUAUAUUCUCCCGAUGGUUCCUUGAUGUGAAAACAAUAUCCCACUAAUAUUAGUGAAAGGAAAAUACCUUUAAUAACCCAUUUAAAUACGGGAUUAGAAUUCGGGAACUGGUCAGAAACAUUUUUCAUUUGAAUCAGCUUUUCUUGAUUCACUUGACAAAGUAAAAUAACCUUGAAGUUCUGACAAAACUAACUUAGUACUCAUAAAGUAGUCCUAAUAUAUUGAUUUGAGGAUAGAUGACAUAAAAAGGUGAUUAUUCCUUGAAAAGUGCUUUUUUGCAGUUUCCAGCAAAAACAUAAAAGCUCCCUUCCUCACCAUACAUUCUGGCUUUGUUGAAGUUUUGUGUUCAUUUGCAUUAAGACUCAACAAGCAGGGCUGUACAUGUGUGUAGCUCAGUGGCAAGCAUUUGCCUAUCAUAAGAGGCUCUGGGUUGACAAGUUUCAUCAGCAAAGAACACUAGUUAUUUUGUUUCCUAAUAGAGAAUUUAAAUUAUAGAUCAGAUAACAUAAGAUAACAUUUCCAAAGUAAAAACACUGGAACCAGCUUGGGAAAACUUGGCAGAUUGUUUACAUAGUCAAAAAGACGCCUAGCUUUCUAGUCUAUUUCUCCGUUUUUUGAUGCUAUCACUUUAAAACAAUAAAAACCAGUAUUAAUGUUUGACACUUUGAUAUUUAUGGCUCAGCCAUGCAAAUUACUAGGUCUUUGGUAAAGUAAAUUUAUUAAAGGUUCUAGUAAAGCACCAUAUUCAGAGACUGACUUGUUCAAUUGGCUAAAAAUUUCAUUUAUACUCCUUAGCACAUUUUAUUUUUAUGGUCAAAUCUAGGUUCAAAUAAUUGAAAAAAUGGCCAAAAGCCAGAAAACAGUCCCUGUAGAUGGUUAUUUUUCUAAACUAAUCAAGGGGUCAAAAGUAAAAGAAGUGAAAAAAGUGAAGUCAGAAACAACAAAAAAACCCUUUCAGUAGCCUCUUAUCAAAUACUGGACUUUUUCCCCAUGAACGUGUCAGAAAUAUUGAAAUUACUACUAAUGAUUACAUUUCACAAGUCUGCUGGAUACACAGCUCUUAACAUUUGAUUAAGCCAUGUGUGUAGCCUGCCACAUUUUUGUGGUACUUGUCCUGUGUGGAAUAUUGCAUAUUUUCAAGGGCUUUAUAAAGCAAUGCGAUUAACAGUCCUGGCCUGCUGCUUUCGGCUUACAUGCAUUUUCAGCUAGAUCUUUAGAGGACAGAGAUUCUGUAUGAAAUAUGCAUAUGCAAAAUCUCUCCUCCUGUGAAUGAAAACAGAUGGGACCUCAAAGAAGGAUGCCCUCCCUCCCUCCCUUAAAGUGAUCACCUCAGCAGCCCAGUGUUGUGGCUUUGUAGCACGCCCUGUACUACCGUAUUCUAGAACACUGUAAUGCUACUGUGCUGGCCCAGAAAAGAUUUCUAUGUUGAAUUCACUUACUGCAUAUGGUGCACUACCAUGCAAUCUUGAUGUAUAUUUUUAGUGUCAGUAGACCCCAAAAUGUAGCGAAACUUGGGUAUCAGGCCAUUUCAUCCUCAGACUUGUAGAAGUACAUUUUCUGGUCUUGAGACCUGUAUUUUUUAGUUAUGUAUGCAACUGCCUUUAUUACACACCUGGUUAUCACAAUUCAACUCUCAGGUGUUGCAGAAAAAAAAAUCUACCUCUUUCAGACUGUAGAUGGAAAUAACUGUGAAAAAAUGAUGCAGAUAUAGUUUGUGCUAAACACACUGCUUUAUUUUUACAGCCCACGUCUUUCAUGAGGAUAUGAAUUGUUAAGAGGCAGUCUUGUUUUGCUUUUCAAAGACAUUUUGUAGAGAUUUUUCACUACCGUAAAUCUGAUUUUAUCUACUCAAUUCUGUAGAGAUUAAGUAAAUAUGUAUGAUGAAAUUAA
Molecule: messenger RNA, 3864 nt
Organism: Mus musculus (house mouse)
Lineage: Eukaryota; Metazoa; Chordata; Mammalia; Rodentia; Muridae
Gene: Txlng
Product: taxilin gamma
Exons: 10
Coding region: 115-1689 (524 amino acids)
Biological process (GO): regulation of cell cycle process
Cellular component (GO): cytosol; nuclear membrane
Molecular function (GO): DNA-binding transcription factor binding
Source: RefSeq, marked validated